This is a messenger RNA of Kazachstania africana CBS 2517, 2538 nucleotides long. RefSeq names its product Xrs2p (gene XRS2). The transcript has a single exon. Bases 1 to 2538 code for a protein of 845 amino acids. The record is from RefSeq and is a predicted model, not a curated record. Lineage: Eukaryota; Fungi; Ascomycota; Saccharomycetes; Saccharomycetales; Saccharomycetaceae. Gene Ontology annotation, molecular function: protein binding.
AUGUGGAUUUUAAGAUACGAGAAUGAGUUAGAAGAUGGUACUUUAAGGAAAGUAUCUUGCUGUUUGCAGAAAUGGAAAAUGUACAGUAUAGGCAGGUCAAGUAAAAAUCCACUAACGAUAAAAAACGACAAGAGUAUAUCCCGUCAGCAUAUAACAAUACGAUGGGACUGUAAUAAUGAAGGAACUGGGACUGUCCUAAGUGUGGUAAAUCAAGGUAAAUUGACUGCAAUUGACGAAAAUUAUAUGAAAAGUGAUGAAUCCAAAGCUUUUGACGAUGAGACAUACUCCACAGUGGUAGUCAAACUAGGGACGAAGCCUGUUGUAGUCAGAAUUAGCUGGACGCCCAUAUUCUGGGAUUUGUCGAAAGAUUUCUUACAAUUUGAAAAAAGCAUAAACAGCAUGGGUAUUUGUACCCAAAUGCAAUCUAGCAAUGUCAGAGAUAUAAGUUUAGUCAUAAAUGAUGAAAAAAGUAACUGGAGUAGGAUCAUGUUUGCAUUAUUGAAGCAAAAUUGUACAUUGGUGAAACCAGUACUACUUUCUGAAGUCUGCAACGUCUUGCUGGCUGACUGUCAGACUAAUUUUGAUGAGAUAUGGGCUCAAUUGUUCGAAUCAUUCAGUAAUUAUACUGUAUAUCCAGGUUUUACUGUAGAAGGUAAUGAUAUACUGAGAGCGUUUCAAGAUGUUCAAUUUUAUACAGUGGGGAGCAUAUCUCAUGACGAUUUACUUUAUCUGAAAGCAACUGUUUCAGAACUACAAGGAAACUUUAAAAGUUUUGAUACGGCCGACGAUUUAGUUACCUAUAUUAAAACUGUUAACCACAACUUAUUGAAAUGUAUAGCUCUGAAGCAAGAAGAUCCAGCGCCUGAUGAAAUUCAAGGCAUUAAAAUAUAUGCUAUUAAAGAGAUAGUACAAGCUAUACUCGAUGGAAACUUCAAAAAUCUACCUACUCACAUUGGACGAUCUAAUACUUCCAGAAAGAGGAACUUCACGGACUCGAUUUCUCACUAUAAUGAAGAUGCUCAACGAAACUCACACGUGCAUCCUGAUAAUACUAGCACACUAAACACAAACACACAUGCAACUAUAAGCGCUGCAGCGGAAGCAUCAAGAGAAGGUGGUGAAAGUCUUGAGCCCCCAACAGUUAUGGGUCCAAGUCCAACUAAGAGAAGAAGAUUGGUUAGGCGAACAGUGAAACCGUUGGAUAGUUUGAGUUUUUUUGCUGGCGGGUCCACUAAUCCCAGUACAACAUUGAAAACUGUAAGUCCUGUCGUUCCUUCGAAUGCUUCAAACACUACUUCAGAUGAAAAGCCGAAUAAAGUAGAGAGUAAGCUAGGUGUGAACAAUGCUCGAAGAGAUGAGCAAACCAAUGAUCAAGUCGAUGUAGUCCAGACCGCAUUACAGUCUUUAUCAUCUCAGCCUACUACCAACCGCUCGAUCCAGAACAAAGGUAUCUUACGUACAGAGAAUAACGAUGAAAUGCUUACGAAUGCCAGUAUAAAAAGGCGUAAUAUGCCGCUCAAACCAUUGUCGCCAGACGUAGAUACAAAUUUGCUCAUUCAACCUAUUGAUUCAAACUCAAAUGUCUCUCAAGAAACUAACGUACCUAAAGAAAGCAUGGAGGAUAACGAUAAUUCCUCCAAUACAUUGUCUGAAGUGAACAGAAAUAUCCUUUCUAGGAAAAGCGAAAGUGGCCCCCAUAAGUUCGACGUAUCUCUUACAAAACGCAGUAAAUCUCCUGCUGCUUUCAUUGAAGCUGUUCAAUCAACGAAAACUAGGGAGGUAAAACGUAUACGAACAAAAAUUGUAGACGUAUCGCCAUCAGAACUAUCAGAAGAGGCCAUUAACAAGUUAUCGAACCUAACAAUAGUUGAAAGCAAUCCGAACCUAAUACGUGAAAGAAGAGCCGAUAAAAAUGAUAGCGUCAACGAUAUGUGGAAAGGCCGGAGGAAUUUUAAAAAGUUUAAUAAAGUAUGGCCCCAGCAUAGGGACGGUUAUGAUUCAUUAAGAAAUAAUGCUUUCUUGAUUAUUAGAAAUUAUGUCGAAUUAAAGCCUUACGAUGGUAAACGCAAUGAUAAUGAUAGCAGUGAUUUCCACGAAGGACGGUCGCAUUUUAAUGACGAAAAUGAUUAUGAAGUCAUACGUAGAGGAAAUCCUGCAGUGAGCGAAGAUGAUAUUCUAUUGAACGAAAUGAGGACAAAAGCCAUUGGUUUGACAGAUAAUGGAAAUGAUGAAGAUUUCACGCGCAUUGCUAACUCUGAUCAGGCUGUUCCAACGGUACACGGAGUUUCUAGAUUAUUUGUGGCAGAUGAUGACAGUGAGGAUGAACUUCAGGAAGAACGGCUUGAAAAGGGAUUUGGAUCAAACAGAAAUUCGAACCAUUCGUUUGUUAAAGAAGGCUCUACUUCAGGAAUUCUUAACGAUUUUUCUAAAGAUACUGUUUUAAGAUCUCACUUAGGUAGGAAAAAAGCAUUUACCCAAAUAGAUAGUGGUGAUGAGGACGAUGACGGACCAAAGUUCAAGUUCAGAAGGAAUCGUUAG